Clupea harengus (Atlantic herring) is the source of this 1519-nucleotide messenger RNA. It is a transcript of the gene rxfp3.3a3, whose product is annotated as relaxin family peptide receptor 3.3a3. NCBI's taxonomy places the organism in Eukaryota, Metazoa, Chordata, Actinopteri, Clupeiformes, Clupeidae. Gene Ontology annotation, cellular component: external side of plasma membrane; membrane. The record is from RefSeq and is a predicted model, not a curated record. Gene Ontology annotation, biological process: G protein-coupled receptor signaling pathway; positive regulation of cytosolic calcium ion concentration; calcium-mediated signaling. Gene Ontology annotation, molecular function: C-C chemokine receptor activity; C-C chemokine binding.
CGUCUUGCUGUAAGGAGGAGAUGCGCGCCUCUCCGGCUUGGGAGCAUUGUAAGCUGGACAAAGAAACUUCACUGUAUUCACUAAAGGUCAUCUUCUCACUGCGCUCACCUGUGAAGCAAUGGAUCGUUUUACAGAGUGGAUGAGGGAUUUUGGGGUCAUGAACAGCACUCUGAACAUGUCACUGAGGGAUGAGGACAGGUAUGGAAGUGCUGAGGACAUCGACGUUACUGCGGACAGAAGCCCAGUCCUGAGAAUCGUGAUAUCCGUAGUCUAUUCCGUCGUGUGCGCAGUUGGGUUAGUGGGCAACCUACUGGUCUUUUUUUUGAUAAAACUCAAACGAGGGAGAAAGAGUUCCACUAUAAACUAUUUUAUAUUUAACUUGGCUAUAACAGACUUUCAGUUUGUUUUGACUUUGCCAUUCUGGGCAGUGGAUAUAGCUCUGGAUUUUAGCUGGCCGUUUGGAGACGCCAUGUGCAAAAUUAUUCUGUCUGUGACAGUAAUGAACAUGUACGCCAGUGUUUUCUUUCUCACUGCUAUGAGCAUAACACGGUAUUGGUCAGUGGCGUCAUCCACUAAAAGCCACUCGUGUAAACCACUGUGUUCUGUUAAAUGGGUGUGCGCUUUUAUGUGGGCCGUCGCCACUCUGGCCACCGCGCCAACAUCCAUCUUUUCCACGGUGACCAACAUCGCCGGGGAGAAACUGUGCCUGUUAAAGUUUCCUGGUGGACAGUACUGGCUAGCAAUGUACCACCUCCAGAAACUCCUGAUCGCCUUCGUUUUACCUAUGUUAAUACUGUGCGUAAGCUACUUACUACUUGUGAGGUUCGUGAAAAAGCGAAGCAUGAAAAGCGACGCGUCAAGAAGGAAACUGCAUGUCACCAAAUCUGUCACCAUUGUCGUUGCGGCUUUCUUUCUGUGCUGGAUGCCCAACCAUGCCAUUACGCUGUGGGGAGUGCUGGUCAAACUUAAUGUUGUCUACUGGGAUGAGGCAUACUACGUUGUGCAUACCUACAUUUUUCCUGCGACCGUUUGCCUUGCGCACACAAACAGCUGUUUAAAUCCCUUCAUCUACUGCCUGACAAGGAGGGAGUUCAGGAAGAAGCUGAAACAGCUCGUGCUCUAUUUAACUCCUGGCUCCAAAAAGGACUCUUUACAUGCGAGGGACUCGCGACAGGUUGUCCAUUAGGGACUAAAGACUUCACUUAAAUGUGUUGUACCAUACGAAAAGGCUAAUUGUAUUGGUCAUUGUUCCAAAUUUCCAUAUAAAAAAAAAAUGUAAUGUCAUGUAAAGAUGAGAAGCUCUCUCUUGUUGCAAUACCAGUGUGCAUAUUUGAUCCUGUGCUUUUGGAUUGUAUUGCCAGUUGGUUGCAUGAGACCUUUGAUGUAUAGGUAGAUCACUUAAGUAAGUAUCUGCACAAGAUUACUCAAGAUUUGAUCCGUUCUCUUGCCUGCCGAAGUUAUAAUGAAUGUUGUCAAACUGAAUGAAUUAUUAUAUUAAAACUCAAGUCCAUCCUCUCUC